Messenger RNA from Leptopilina heterotoma, 1006 nucleotides. RefSeq names its product leucine-rich repeat LGI family member 2-like. The transcript has a single exon. The coding region runs from base 43 to 789 and encodes 248 amino acids. Gene Ontology annotation, molecular function: protein binding. Gene Ontology annotation, cellular component: plasma membrane. The record is from RefSeq and is a predicted model, not a curated record. NCBI's taxonomy places the organism in Eukaryota, Metazoa, Arthropoda, Insecta, Hymenoptera, Figitidae.
AUUUGAAUUCGAUCGCAGUUAGUUGAUACGUUUUUGGUAAAGAUGCUGAUGAGACUAUUCAUUUUAUUGGGCCUUGUUGCCCUGAUUAGAGCCUCUUGCAUAAUGCGGAGGACGGCCGAUAUGGGUGAGAAGGACGUUGUGGUAGUCUGCUUUUUUGUUAAGGACCUGAAAGUUGAAAUGGCCAAAGUUCCCGACGACGUGAACGUUGUGGCAAUGAUUAUUGUAGAGAGUCAAAUACCCAAAGUUGAAGUCGGUGUUUUUGAGAGAUUUGGACCGACAAUGGAACGAUUGGAAAUUCAACAUUCAGAAGUGGAGGACGUUGAAGAUCACGCAUUCAAAGGUCUUACUAAGCUUAAAGUUUUAAAUAUGAGAUUAAAUAAAUUGAAGGAGGUUAGAGCCGGUUGGAUGAACGAUAUGGUUGCAUUGACUGAUGUCAAUAUGAAUUCAAAUCAAUUGUCUAAAGUUGAUAAAGAUGUAGACGUUUCGAAAGUGGUGAACGUUGAUGUUGGAGAUAAUCAAUUUAAUUGUGUUGUCAUGGAUAUGUUGAAUACGAUGAAAAAUGUUAAAACGUUGAAGGUCGUUAUGAAUCCAUUAAGUUGGAAAUGUAUGGUUGAAUUGGACGAUUGGAUGAAGAGUCAUCCAGAUGUUGUUGGCGAUUUUGUAUCUAAAGAUCUUAGUAUUGAGCGUUUACUUGUUAAUACAAGAGAUUGUUUGAAAACUGUAACUGAUGUUAAUGAUGAAGAGGCUGUUGGCGUUUGCGUAGAUUCAAAAAUGACUAUGGUUAGAUAAUUAUUUACGUUCAUCUAUUUUUUGCUGAAAAUUUCUAUUAGUGCAAAUAUUUGGCAGUAAUAUAAAAAAAAAUUUUUUUCGAUUCCCUUCCUAGAAAUUAAUUCAGUGACUGAUUUGUUAAAAAAAACUUAUGAAAAUGUCAUCCUUCUUAGAAAUUCUUUGAAGUUUGUAUAACAACAAUUUUAUCAGCUGUUAAUAAAAACAACACUAUUAGAAA